Scophthalmus maximus (turbot) is the source of this 3562-nucleotide messenger RNA. RefSeq names its product transmembrane protein 39A (gene tmem39a). Gene Ontology annotation, biological process: negative regulation of autophagosome maturation; negative regulation of autophagosome assembly. Bases 412 to 1896 code for a protein of 494 amino acids. The transcript has 9 exons. NCBI's taxonomy places the organism in Eukaryota, Metazoa, Chordata, Actinopteri, Pleuronectiformes, Scophthalmidae. Gene Ontology annotation, cellular component: endoplasmic reticulum membrane. The record is from RefSeq and is a predicted model, not a curated record.
GCGGGUCUGCCACGUCGGUCUCUGUGCAACGCAUUUCACACUGUUGCUCCUCGAGCCCGGGGCGGACUUUUAAAAACCCCGUUUUCGUGCUCGCGGCCCGGGACAACGGCAGCGGCCCCCCCCCGGUGCCCCCCCCCCCCCCCCCGGUGCCCCCCCCCCGGUGCCCUCGGAGCUCGUCGCCACGCCAGCGCGGCCGCGGACCCCUGAAGCUGUGAAGGCGGCGAGGGGGGAAUGCUCGGCGCUGUGCGGGGACUCGUCUCACAAGUGACUGAUGCCUCCUCGUCCGGCUCGCUCCUCCGUGUCUUACCGAGGCCGUUGGCCUGUCUGUUCAUGGUGGCUCUUUGAGGAGAAGGGGAGGAGUCCCAGCGGCUGUUGGUUGGUGGGCGGCACCCGGUACGGUUACUGGCGACCAUGCCAGGAGGUCGCAGGGGCCCGAGCAGACAGCAGCUAAGUCGCUCUGCUCUGCCGUCCCUGCAGACUCUAGUUGGAGGCAACCUGGGCAAUGGUACAGGCCUCAGGAACAGGAGCAGUAACUCGGUGGGUCUGUCUGCCCCGCCUCUCUCGGCCCUCAUCAGUCCGGAGCCGGUCCGCCACUCGAGGAUCCCCGACCUGCCAUUGGACAGCAGCCUGCUAUUUGAGUUCCUGCUCUUUCUUUAUCUGCUGGUGGCCUUAUUUGUCCAGUACAUCAACAUCUACAGGACGGUCUGGUGGUACCCAUACAGCCACCCUGCUGCCUCUACCUCGCUUAACUUUCAUCUGAUGGACUACCACCUGGCUAUCUUCAUCACAGUCAUGUUGGCCAGGAGGCUUGUUUGGACUAUAGUGUCAGAGGUGUCUCAGAGCAGCGGCGGAUCGCUCCUGCGCUACGUGGUUCUCAUCGCGGCUCGGCUCUGCCUCCUCACCAUGUGUGGCUGGGUGCUCUGCUGGACGCUGGUCAACCUCUGCAAGAACCACUCUGUGCUCAACCUCCUCUUCCUGGGAUACCCAUUUGGAGUGUACGUCCCGCUCUGCUGUUUCCACCAGGAGGGAGGGAAAAGCCAAACGGCGGCCGCUGACUGCGACUACCCAGCCGAUCACCACCAGCAGACCGACCUAACGGAGACCCCGCUUUUUCGACCACGUGACUUCCUCUUCCUGUUGCGAGAGAACCUCAAAGAGCAGUUCUCCAGCCCGCCGGACAUGCCCACUCACACCUGCCCACCGCACACGCACUCGCACACGCCGGAGCUGAUCCGGGCCGAGGUGGAGGAGCUGAAGAGCGACUUCAACCGCCGGAUCAAGGAAGUGCUGUUCAACUCGCUGUUCAGUGCUUAUUAUGUCGCCUUCCUGCCUCUCUGCUUCGUCAAGAGCACCCAGUACUACGACAUGCGUUGGUCCUGUGAGCAUCUGAUCAUGGUGUGGAUCAAUGCGUUCGUGAUGCUGAUGAGUCAGCUGCUGCCCCCCAGCUACUGCGACCUGCUCCAUCGCUCCGCAGCUCACCUGGGCCGCUGGCAGAAACUGGAGCACGGCUCAUACAGCAACGCACCUCAGCAUGUGUGGUCAGAAAGCACUAUUUGGCCUCAGGGGGUUUUGGUACGACACAGUCGAAGUCUGUAUAAAGCAGUCGGGACCUAUAAUGUUGCUCUGCCCUCUGAUGUUUCCCACGCAAGGUUUUAUUUUCUGUUUCACAAGCCAUUGCGGAUCCUGAACCUGCUGAUCUGGAUCGAGUCGAGUGUGGUUUUGUACCAGCUAUACUCUCUGCUGCGCUCCGAGCGCUGGAACCACACUCUGUCGCUGGGCCUUAUUCUCUUCUGCAACUACUAUGUCCUUUUUAAACUGCUCCGAGACCGCAUCGUGCUGGGCAAAGCCUACUCUUACCCUCUGUCCUCCAACAGUUUGGGGCUCAAGUCACAGUGAAGGCUCUGCUCAGCGAGACCUCGCCUACGAACUCUGGAUUUGGAGGGGAGACUGGCGGAGGUCUGAAACAGUGGAGGGUCCGCUAGCACUCGUGCUUCGGAGCUUAAGGGACGGACUGUGAACUCCUAAUUGUGUUUUGAUACGGUUCUAUUUUUAAUGCAAUGUUUAUAUAUACCUAUUUAAAAGAAUAUUUUUAUUUUGUAUACUAUUUCGAGUUACGCCGGGCAUUACCACACCGACAACAUUUGCAUGUUGUGUUAUGUUGUCGCUAGGUGACAGGGAAGUCGGGGGGAAUGCCAGGAGGUGACGUUUUCACCAAAGAUAUUUUAAAGUGCAGGUGGCCAAUGACGAUUCAGAGCAGUGGAAGGCGUCGAGCCUGAGAUCCUAAAUCCUGAUUGGCCUAAAAUCUCCUUCAACCUUGAGGCUCCCAAAUCUUAAAUCUGGAACCAAUUGCCAUCUGGGGUAGCAGGAUGAUGAGACCAUUUCAGCAUUGCUGCAGAAAUUAAUGCAGAUCCUUUUUUGUCACAGCUCUUUACGAAAUAGUUUGGUAAUUGAGAAUAUUACCUUAUUUUCUUUCGGUCGGGGAAUGAGACGAUUGAUACCGCUCUCGUGUCUGUACAGUAAAUAUGAAACUAGCGCAAGCUGAGCAUAAAGACCGGAUAUAGGGAAUCAUCUGUCCAGUGAUAACAAAAUCUUGUUAUGGCUCCCUUUAUUUUUACUUGAACAAAAGUUCAAAAGUUUAAAAACGAUAAUUAAAUCAUACACAGGCUGUUUCUGUGAUGGGCUACUUCGGCAGGGAGUUUUUUUUUUCACUGACCAAGAAAUAUUCCAGAACAGAACCCAACAUAAAACAGGAAGUUUUCAUUCUUACUCCUCGGUUUUUGUACAAAUUUAACAAAUAAGAUAUAGUGAUUUGCGUGUUAAGUAUUUAAAAGAGCUUGUUGGCAGAUUUUGUAACAGUUGGACAGUGCCAGGUUAGCGGCUUCCCCACGUUUCCAGUCUUUGUGUUCAGCUCACCCUUCCCUGCAGUUUUUUUUUUUUUUGAUUGUCUCAUCUUACUUCCAACCAGAAUGAGAAAAUAAGCGGAAUUUCCAAACCAUGACCAACAAAUCUUAAAGCAGAGCCUCAGUGUGAAAUUUUACCACAAUGUCAAAGAAAACUGACUGACUUGAGAUCAGUCAGUGUGUAAAACAUCUCGGGUUCCCCUUGUCCACUGCUUGAGCAGAGAAUGCUGUAUUCUUCCUCAUUCACCUUUCCUACCUGUUAUUAUCUGCAAGUUUCACUUCAUUGGCUUUCUUACAGCACCAGACUCUAUAAACCUGUAUUUCAUUUUUUAUUUUCAGCCAUGCCUGCUUCUGGUUCUGGUCAGUCAAAAAGCGUAAAGUUAAAGAAAAAAAAAAGGCUCCUACUGCAACCAGGUCAUUGUGCAAGUCACAACUCUUCCUGAUGCCUAACCACACUUUGACAUGCUGAAAUCUUUUCGCUAGGAUAUAGCGCGCAACGCAUUUGUGUUCUUUAAAAGCCAUCCAGACACUUUAUUUUAUUAAAUUCUGGUGCCUGAAUUAAGAGUGAGAGAGUGAGGACCGUGUCACGUCAGGUUCAUCUCUUUGCCAACUGGAUGCAGAUAUCAGAAUGAAUGUGGCUAAUAAAAAGUUUUCUGUUGGUA